AUGACACGCAAGAACGCCACACUCGCCCGACGUCGCUCCAAACCGAGCUUGAAAGUUGCUACCGGCCAGAACGGCCAUGCCAACGGCACAAUGAACAGCAGCAUAGAAAUGCGCAAGCGCGACACUCCUUCCACCGAAUCCUCCUCCGAACGAACUGCCCGAGUGAUGGAAAGCCACGGCUUCUCCCUCGAUAAUGACCCUCCGGUCCCUCAGACCCCUCUCAUGACCACCACGAGCUUCCACAACCUCCCCGCGAGCGAUCGUCGAAAUUUCCUCUUGUUAUGCGUCCUAUACUUCCUCCAAGGUGUACCCAUGGGCCUGGCCACCGGCUCUGUGCCCUUCCUGUUGAAACCAUACCUCUCCUACGGCCAAAUCGGCGUGUUCUCGCUCGCGUCGUACCCAUAUUCUCUCAAACUAUUCUGGAGUCCCAUCGUUGACGCGGUAUGGAGUCCGCGCUUCGGGCGCCGUAAGAGCUGGAUCACUCCGGUUCAGGUGAUUGCUGGACUGGCCAUGAUUUAUAUGGGCCGACACAUUGGCAAGAUGAUGGAGCAGGCUGGCGCGAACAACGGCGCUGGAGUUUGGACCUUCACAUAUUGGUGGUUCAUGUUGGUGUUUUUCUGCGCCACUCAGGAUAUUGCGGUGGACGGAUGGGCGAUUUCCCUGAUGUCUCCGCCGAACAUUUCCUAUGCGUCGACUGCGCAGACUGUUGGCUUGACGGCUGGACAUUUCUUGUCUUACACCGUUUUCCUAGCGUUCAACUCCAAGGACUUCGCCAACCGUUACUUCCGCGCUGUUCCCUCCGAGGAGGGUCUGAUGUCUCUUGGUGGUUAUCUGACCUUUUGGGGUUGGUCUUAUCUUAUUGUCACGUUAUGUCUGGCGUUCUUCAAGAAAGAAGAGCGUACUAAGGAGCGUGACAGUAUCGCGGAUGUGUAUAAGAGCAUGUGGAGUGUCUUGAAGCUCAAGAACAUUCAGACCAUCAUCAUCAUCCACCUUAUCGCCAAGAUCGGCUUCCAGGCCAAUGACGGCGUCACUAGCCUGAAACUGCUUGACAAAGGCUUUGGCCAGGACAACAUGGCUUUGGUCGUGUUGAUCGACUUCCCAUUUGAGAUCAUGCUGGGCUACUAUGCCGGCAAGUGGUCGACCGAUUACGGUGCCAUGCGACUUUGGGGAUGGGCCUUCAUCGGCCGAUUGGCCGCCGCAGUUAUUGCUCAGUUUACUGUAAUGAUCUAUCCCAGCGGGCCCGAAUUGCCGUUCUGGUACUUGCUCACUGUGAUCUUUGAGCAUGUGUUCUCGACCUUCAUGAACACCGUCAUGUUUGUGGCCAUUUCGGCCUUCCAUGCUCGCAUUGCGGACCCGGCAAUUGGAGGAACCUACAUGACCCUUCUCGCAACUGUCUCGAACUUGGGUGGAACAUUCCCUCGCUUCUUCAUUCUCAAACUCGUCGACUUCUUCACCGAAGCGACUUGCAUCCCUCCCUCCACGGCGCCCGCCGCUGACACUCUGAAAGAUGCCCUCAUCACCACCUCUUUCUCAUGUGCGCUGGAACCAGAGAAGAACCGCUGCAUCAACGGUGGCGGCACCUGCGUGGUCGGCCGUGACGGCUACUACAUUACCAACAUGCUCUGCGUGAUCAUCGGUGUCAUCACAUUCACGAUGUUCAUCAAGCCUGCGGCCACGAAGCUUCAGGCAUUGCCUCUACGGGCUUGGCGUCUGACGCACGGCCCAACCCGCCAGUAA
Penicillium maclennaniae is the source of this 1737-nucleotide messenger RNA. RefSeq names its product SD08430p. Gene Ontology annotation, cellular component: membrane. The transcript has 2 exons. The coding region runs from base 1 to 1737 and encodes 578 amino acids. Lineage: Eukaryota; Fungi; Ascomycota; Eurotiomycetes; Eurotiales; Aspergillaceae. The record is from RefSeq and is a predicted model, not a curated record. Gene Ontology annotation, molecular function: acetyl-CoA transmembrane transporter activity.